This is a messenger RNA of Babesia bovis T2Bo, 3363 nucleotides long. RefSeq lists its product as uncharacterized. Lineage: Eukaryota; Apicomplexa; Aconoidasida; Piroplasmida; Babesiidae. The record is from RefSeq and is a predicted model, not a curated record. The transcript has a single exon. The coding region runs from base 41 to 3325 and encodes 1094 amino acids.
UCCUAUUAGAAACAAUAGAGAAGAAUGGCAAUUAUUUUAAAUGGCGGAUUUUUGCCGCUUUUUUAUGGCGGCAGGGGAGGUUGGCAGUCAUGUUACUGUGGAUCGUUUACGUGUGUUAUUAUCGCAAGAACGUGAAUCCUUCCGUGUCUGCCUGCAGACUCUUAGCCACUUGCUUGGUUUAAAGUUGAACGAACUUAUAAACUUCGAUCGCAGUCAGGUUAUGAAGGAUGAUGUCGUCUCUAUAUAUUUAUCUGGCGAGCUCCCUGAGAGUGUCAUUGGACUUCUGGACGAUGUUGAUGCUACGCCUGCUCGUAGGCAUGCUUUAGCAUUGCAGGUUGGGAAGUUACUCAAAGCUAGGCUGCGUUAUGGUCUUAAUGAUGUUGUUCAAGCCUUGGAUGGAGCGCCUGCCAAGGACUUGUAUAGUAGAAGCAUUGCUUGUUUGUUACGUAUCACUAUGUGCGCUUUAAAGGUUGAGUGCAACGUGCGUCGCAGCAAUGUCGUUGACGUGGGUAAAUACAUGCUAGAUGAGAGUGGCGCGUCAUUAUGUGAAGUUUUGAGUCGUUGUUCUGUUAUGCUCUGUAUCUUUGCUGCUGAGGAGUCCAACCUUUUUGAUAGUGUCAAGGAGGUACAGGAAACACUUUUGGGUUUGGUUCCUGGGCCUUUGAUGCUUCAUAUAAUAGGUGCAUUCCCAGUAAUUGCUUUUGACAAUGAGUGUCUAUUUUCGUUGCAGAACCGGCGUGUUUUUGUCGAAUCGUUAUCUAGCAUUCUACCUGAUUUAUUAGAUCACAUAUUAAUAUUUAAUCGCAUGGGUGUUCCCGGAAGUUCUCGUAAGCGUGAUGUUCGUAAGAAUAUGAUGGAAGUCGGAAAGCCCUCAUCUGUUCACGUUUCCUGCGAAGGUUCAUCAGGUGCGUCUACUACAUUAGAAGAUGUUGUAUCCGAUGAACAUAAUUGUAAUCUUAAGAAUGAUAUACAUAUAGAUCGCACCGCUGAUGGAAAGUUAAUAGACGACAACAUGUUGGUUGUCACUCCGAUUGACAGUAGCGAUUGGGAGUUUGCAUUCGGUAAUGUGCCUAGAGUACGUACACUGUCUUUACUUUUGGAGUUCAUCAUCAAAUUUUCUCGUGUUGAUAGUGACGGCACUGUUAACAAGCACACUCUUGGGUGGCUUGAUACAUUGGUGUCUAAGCCUAGCUUUCUACAGACAUUUGCUCCUAUAUUUUCAACUGGUGACACAAGUAACUUUGGCAGAGUGCUCGAGUUAUCCCGCAUGUUACGUAGGGAUGUUUUCGUAUCACAUCACAUAUUAGUCAUUGGUAACUACAGUGACCAAGUUCUUGGUAUGACCCUUGAGGCUGGCAUCGACAUACUCACAGCGGAUGAUACAUACGCGCCUCGUAUUUUAUCAUUUUUGGUUGAAGGUAUUGAACAUCGUCCUCGUGAGGUAAUUGAAUGCUGGUGUUCUUUGUUAACUCCUUUGGUUCUAUAUAGUGCUGGCGAUAAUGGAGUACGCUUCGCUGAUGGUGUGGCUGCUACUCAAGUUCUUCGUGUUGCUGAGAAUUUAUUUGACAGUGUCUCUAGUCACGCUCUUAUGCAGAAUUUUGGGGAUGAGUGUCAUCCUGAUGAGGAUAAUGUCAAUGCUUGCACCGCUCGUCAGUUAAUGGUUCUUUUAACUGAUAUAAUGGGUAAUAAGCGUGUAUCGGAGUUGCUGUCAACAGCGAUCAAUGCUGCUCAUGAGGCUAUACAGCAAGAAAUUAGUUUAGAAUCAGUACAAACUUUAGAGUUCGCUGUGUUUUGUUUAUGGUUGAUUCGUAUGCCAGACAAUGCUAGCAGUCAAAAGGACGUCUUCUCUUAUGUGCAUCAGGUAAAUGAACGUACAUUGCAGACUACGAUUCAAAUUUACGAGAUGGCCCGUGCAUAUGAAGGUCCUAAACGCCGUGUAGAUGCUUUAGAGAAGAUAAAGAAGGGUAUUCGCGCUAGCAGGUUACGUAACAUGGUUGAUAAUAGUGAGCCUUGGUUUGAAGAUCAGCAAAUAAACGCAGUAACGAAAGAGGAUUGGGAAGUUUACUAUCGUGAUUUUGCUGAUUGUAUAAAGGAUCAGUUAACAAAUGCCGUGCUACACCGUAUGCCUGAUAUGUUACCUGAUGGUUCUCAUUCAUCAACGGGACAGCCUUCCAUUCCACGGCAUAGUAAGGGUGGGCGUAAACUUCGCCGGGGGUUCCGUAAAGGGACACCGUGUAAUAAACAGGGUGAACCUCUUAUUACUCCAUUGGAGUAUACCCGUCGUGCUAAGUUGUUAAUGCGGAUAUACAAGUUGAUGGGCAUUGAAGGCAUUUCCGAUGAUAUAUGUGCUACCAUUUUGUCUGUUAUGGCUCACUCUACGCUACCAUUUGAUGAAUGUAGGUCAGUGUUUGAUUUACUGCUGGAACGUUGUUCACCUGAGAUACUACACAAGGUGCACGAGAGUGGUCAAUAUAACUUGAUAUUAGCUAUGUUCAAGUCAAUGUCAUCUAACUUGGACCCUCGAUUUAUCAGAUUGCUACCUGAAAUGAUGAAUACGGCUGUGUCUCGUUGCGAAUUUGAUGGCGAUACGCGUGGUUUGCUUGGCCUCAUGGAGGUCCUAACGAGUGCUGUUGCUGCUCACUAUCCACUUGCUGACUUAAUGGAGGUUAUCAACGCCGUCGCUAUACUUCAACGCUUCGUAGUAUUUGUAAACUGUAUUGCUGUUGAUUCAUCUGAGUUUUUGGAGGUCCGUGGUCGUAUGAAUAUGACUCUUAUAGAGAGAUAUGUAAAACUGGGUACUGCACGUAUGGGAGUACAUAUAGAACAGCAUGUUCACGACCAGCUAAAACAGAUAAUGUUAUCGCACGCUGCUGAAUUUAGGAUAUCACUGAACAAUGGUACUGUUGGACAGCCCGCUGCUUAUGCUGCAAGGGGGGAGCUGAACACUCUUGACAUGUUGGUGUUCAGUACUUUCCAGAUUUUUUUUACCCGCUCUACUACUCGAAAUAUUGAUAUAAACACUCGAGAGGGGGGUUUGAGUGACGUAUUCCACUGGAACUUGCUAGGCAGGGAGUAUGCAAUUGCUUUUAAGACAGUGUCAUUGGUGUUUAGUUGUUUUAGUCAGCUGUCUAAUACGAAGUUGAUGUUUAUUUUUGAACAUUUUGUGGGCCUUGCCGCUCGCAUUAACAGCGACGCUCAUUCUACUGCUCGGCGUAAGAUGUUAACUGAUGACUGUUUAUUGAAGCCUGAGGCUAUUGAAUACCUUUAUCAGGUACAUUGCCAGCUUUCUAAGAGUUCAACCACAGUGCGUAUAGCACUUUCCUAGCGAAUUGUCAUCACUAAUAAUGCUCUAUAUAUCUUUUC